Rhinocladiella mackenziei CBS 650.93 is the source of this 3219-nucleotide messenger RNA. RefSeq lists its product as uncharacterized. The record is from RefSeq and is a predicted model, not a curated record. Gene Ontology annotation, molecular function: catalytic activity; ADP binding; protein binding. Gene Ontology annotation, biological process: nucleoside metabolic process. Gene Ontology annotation, cellular component: kinesin complex. The transcript is spliced from 6 exons. NCBI's taxonomy places the organism in Eukaryota, Fungi, Ascomycota, Eurotiomycetes, Chaetothyriales, Herpotrichiellaceae. The coding region runs from base 1 to 3219 and encodes 1072 amino acids.
AUGGCAGCUACGACCAAAAAAACACUCAAGCACGGCGAAUAUACAGUCGCAAUCAUAUGCCCGCUGGAGGUAGAAAUGAGCGCCGUCCGGUACAUGCUUGACGACGAGCACGCCCGGCUACCGAGCAAGGCCGGUGAUUCAAAUCGAUACAUUUUCGGCGAGAUGAGUGGACACAAUGUGGUCAUCGGAUUCUUGCCGGAGGGCUCUCAAGGAAUUGGUACUGCCGCCACGGUGGCCACGGAUAUGAGGCGUACAUUUCCUACCUGCCGCCUGCGCCUGCUCGUGGGCAUCGGCGGAGGGGUGCCGAGUCACACGAAUGACGUUCGUCUAGGUGAUGUGGUGGUGGGGAUGCCCUCUGGCACACAUGGAGGUGUGGUCCAGUACGAUCUAGUGAAAGAGACGAUAACGGGAUUCGAGCAGAAAGGGUCUCUAGAUGCUCCACCGAAGAGUUGGCGGGAUGCUGUUGUGGAAAUGAAGUCGGAUCAUCGAGUCAAGAAGAAUCGAAUAUCCGAAUUCUUGUCGGAAAUGGUACACCGAUACCCUCAAUUGAGCACGUAUCGGCCUCCAGCUUCAGAGAAGGAUAUCCUUUUCCUACCCGAUAAUGUACAUGUGUCUGGCCAGAUGACCUGCAAGGAAUGUGACAAAGGUCGGGUGGUUGAGAGGACUACUCGACAUUCAGAUAGUCCAACCAUCUUCUAUGGGCUAAUCGCGUCAGGGAAUCGAGUGAUGGAGAACGCGAAAACGAGAGACCGGGUCAGUAACGAUGCGGGCGGUGUCCUUUGCUUCGAGAUGGAGGCGGCAGGAUUGGUGAAUGACUUUCAGUGUAUCGUCGUUCGAGGCAUUGCUGACUACGCGGACUCGCAUAAGAAUGAUGAUUGGCGCGCAUACGGGGCCGCAGUGGCAGCCGGAUGCGCGAAAGAGCUUCUGACGUACAUGGUGCCCGUUAUUGAGACCAGACCUGCGCAGUAUUCCACCAUUCCCUACCAAAGAGUUAAAGACUUUAUUGGUCGAGACGAACAGUUAACUCAGAUCGCUUCCUACUUUUCGUCUCCCAAUGUUAACCGACCUCGAAUCCUGAUCCUUCACGCAAUGGGAGGACAAGGUAAGAGCCAGAUCGCUCUCGAAUAUUGUCGGCAAACGAAUACAGUCUAUCGGGGUCUCUUUUGGGUCAACGCUCGGUCGGAGUCCACAGCGGUACAGUCGUAUGUCACCAUUGCCCAAGUGCUCGAUGCAUCGGCGGCGGCGUCAUUGAACGAUACCGAGAAAGUGAACUUCGUCCUUCGGGCCCUCGCGCACUGGGAAGAACGAUGGUUAGUGGUGUUUGAUAACUAUGACGAUCCCACAGUCUUUCCAUUUCCACAGAUCUUAACGUUUCUUCCGACUGGAGGCCAAGGGGAUAUCCUCUUCACUAGUAGGCAUCGCGGUUUAGAACGCUUAGGGAAAGUUCUCGACGUUCCACCGCUACCGAGCAAGGACGGUGUUAACCUCUUACUACGAGACUUUAAGGGGGUCAACCUAGAGAACUAUAUGUCGGAGGCGUCGCGAAUUGUUGAUCGACUUGGGGGUCUUGCCUUGGCUAUUGAUCAAGCCGCUGCGUACAUCCAAUAUCGCCAGUUAGCUAUUGAUCACCUCGACGAGUUUUUGAAGACCUACGAGAAAGAGCAAGAGAAAGUCCUCCAGUAUACCCCCGAGGAUAUCUGGGAGUAUGGGGCGAUGCGCAUGGAGAAGGGGGCUCAGGAGAAAGCGGGAUCAGCGUUCACAACAUGGGAUAUGUCGUUGCGGCAGCUCUCCCAAGGGGAAGCGGAACGAUCGGCGGCAGUGGCUCACUUCUUCGCUCUCUCCGCAUUCCUCGCACCUGCUACGGUUAGUGAGUCGAUAUUUCAUCCCCAAAAUCGAUCCUUUAAAGAAAUUACCCAGGCAGUCGGUCGACCACACAUUAACUCGACCUGGGACCAUGAUCAUUUCUGGGGGUUAAUCUUUAGAGCAAAUCGGUUAUCGUUAGUUCAAUCCAUCUCUCACGGCUCAGAACCAGACGGAGCGACCUUCUCUUUACACCCGCUUAUUCGCGACUGGCUCCAGCUUCGAGAAAAACGUCGGCAGCGUCGAGGGUUCACAAGUGAAAGUAUCGAGAUGGUCGUUAGUUCCAUCCGCGUGUUUAAGAAUCGUGGAACGGCUGCCCGAAUCAAGAAAUCCCUUCUCCUUCACAUGGAUACCUGUCUUCGGAACGAUAUCGAGUUCUCGAAAGUGGGGCAUCGAUUGGGAGAGGAGAUGAACAAUUGUGACGCGGCCAACUGCUUUGCCGAAUUCUAUUAUGAGCAGGGCCGAUAUGAGUCAACCUUUCUGUUAGAAUCGAUGGUGCAGAAGACCAUGAUGAAAAUACACGGGAAAGAGCAUCCCGACACACUGACGUGCAUGAGCAACCUGGCAUUGGUGCUAAGCCAUCAAGGCAAGUACGAUGAGGCGGAGCAGAUGCAUCGAGACGUACUGGGGAUCAGACAGAAGUACGAUGAGGCGGAGCAGAUGCAUCGAGACGUACUGGGGAUCACGCAGAAGGUGCUGGGGAUGGAGCAUCCCGACACACUGGCGAGCAUGAACAACCUGGCCGCGGUGCUGAGCCAUCAAGGCAAGUACGAUGAGGCGGAGCGGAUACUUCGAGACGUACUGGAGAUCACGCAGAAGGUGCUGGGGAUGGAACAUCCCUCGACACUGACGAACAUGAACAACCUGGCCGCGGUGCUGAGCGAUCGAGGCAAGUAUGAUGAGGCGGAGCAGAUGCAUCGAGGCGUGUCGGAGAUCAGACAGAAGGUGCUGGGGAUGGAGCAUCCCUCGACAAUAGCGAGCAUGAUCAACCUGGCCACGGUGUUGAGCCAUCAAGGCAAUUACGAUGAUGCGGAGCGGAUACUUCGAGACGUACUGGGGAUCACGCAGAAGGUGCUGGGGAUGGAACAUCCCUCGACACUGACGAGCAUGAACAACCUGGCCGCGGUGCUGAGCGAUCAAGGCAAGUACGAUGAGGCGGAGCAGAUGCAUCGAGGCGUGUCGGAGAUCACGCAGAAGCAUGGACCAUACAAGCGCAAGGUAGAACUAUGGGAAGCUAUCAAACUCAUAGCAGAGUGUGUGCAACUACGAAGCCGGAUCCUAGAUGCUAGGGCCUGUCGUCUUCAGCUACGCUGGCUAAGUGGCAAGGUUUGCAUUGAUAUUCAAGCUUACAAGUUUUAA